Chelonoidis abingdonii (Abingdon island giant tortoise) is the source of this 2894-nucleotide messenger RNA. Lineage: Eukaryota; Metazoa; Chordata; Testudines; Testudinidae. The record is from RefSeq and is a predicted model, not a curated record.
GCUCCACCUUCAACCCGGCCGCUGAGGCCAAGCUCUACCCGGCCUCGCUGCAGCAGGAGCCGCCUGCCUUCGAGGGCCCGGCCCGGCGCGAGAAGCUGGCCAUGUACCGCCAGGAGCUGGAGCGUGGGGCCGAAGUCGGGCCCUCCCGGGGCUGGCGCGGGCACCAUCCGCACCCGGAGCUGCGUUACUACAACCUGCCGGCCCGGGCGGCCAGCGCCGCCAUGUACGUCCCGGCCAAGCCACUGCGCCGGAAAGGCCCACUGGUGAAGCAGACCAAGGUGGAGGAUGAGCAGAGGCAGCAAGGGGCUGCCCCCCAGACUCAGCCGCCCCCGACGCUGCCCGCCCCGGCGCCACCCGCCCCCGAGAAGAACUCCAUCGCCAUCCCCACCAUCGUCAUCAAAGCCCCCUCCACCAGCAGCAGCGGGCGCAGCAGCCAGGGUAGCAGCAUGGAGGCUGAGGGGCAGCCGGAGCCGGCCCCGGUGCCCGCCCUGCCCCUCCACAACAGCAUGGACUUCACCAGCCAGUUCGGCGCGGCCCUGGUGGGGGCGGCACGGCGGGACCGGGAGUGGCACAGCGAAGCCCGCCGCCGCUCCGCCCUCUUCCUCUCCACCGAGGUGCCAGAGGACGAGGCGCCCGAGCCGGCUCCAGUGCCCCGGCUCCGGCACUCGAAGAGCAUCGACGAGGGCAUGUUCUCGGCUGAGCCCUACCUGCAGCUGAAUUACGCCCAGCCCCUGCCGCCGGGCACCUAUUACCAGCCACGCCCUGCCAAGGGCUAUGGGGGCACCAGCACCACCAGCGCCUUCACCACCGUCUGCUCCAGCUUCCUGCCCCAGCUUCAGCCCCGGCCGGGCGGCGGGAAUGCCCCGCCCCUCAUCCACCCCCUGACGGGCAAGAUCCUGGACCCAGGCUCGCCCCUGGGCCUGGCGCUGGUGGCACGGGAGCGGGCGCUGCAGGAAUCGCACUCCCAGCAGCUGCAGCAAGGCCGGGCAGAGGCAGAGGAGCGAAGGUCUCGCCCAUCCUCGCCCCGGUUUGGGGAGGUGGCGCCGGAGCCCUCUGGAGGAGGCGGCUCCAUCCUGCGCCUGUGGGGGGCACCGGCAGGCGAGCCGCGGCCGGAGAGCCCCCGGCGCCAGGCCCCCUCCGAGCCCAAGGGCGGCCCGUGGGCGGGGGAGAAGCGGGGGGAGGAGGGGGCCGGGGGCGAGAAGCUGCACGUGCGCUUUGUGGAGAACUGCCGGCCCCAGGAGGAAAGCGAGCCGGUGCCAGUCCAGGGGGUGGAGGAGAACGGGCUGCCCCUGCUGGUCCUCCCGCCGCCGGCUCCCUCCGUCGACGUGGACGACGAGUUCCUCUUCACCGAGCCGCUGCCCCCGCCGCUGGAGUUCUCCAACAGCUUCGAGAAGCCCGACUCCCCCAAGGCGGGCCGGGAGCCCCCCGCCAUCCCCACCCUGGAGCCGCCGCCCGCCCCGCCGCCGCCCACCACCACUGCCCUGGACUCGACCACCUCCAGCCUGACCUCCUACGACAGUGAGGUGGCCACGCUGACCCAGGGUGGGGCGCCCGAGCCUCGGGAGGCCCCCCACGUCAACUUCUCCUCGGUGGUGUCCUCCAUCCAGAUCCCGGCGCCGGAGCCCCCCGAAGCGGUGACCGACUCGGGCAUCGAGGAGAUCGACAGCCGGAGCAGCAGCGACCACCACCUGGAGACCAUCAGCUCCGUCUCCACCCUGUCCAGCAUGUCGGGGCUGUCCAGCGAGGGGGUGGAGCUGCUGGACAGUUACGUCACCUACCUGGACGGCCAAGCCUUCGGGGGCCCGGCGGAGAAGCCCAGCAAGCUGCGGUCCCGGCCCUUCCCCGCCCGCCGCGACCCCGCCACCCCUACUAGCUCCACCAUCUCGGUGGCGGCCUGUGCCGAGAGCGUCUUCGCCCUCACGCCCGCUCCGGCCCAGGAGCCGCCUGCCCCGCAGCGCCGCUCGCCCACCCUGCCCUGGGAGGAGGGUGGGGCGGCCAAGCCCUCGCCCGUCUCGGCCAUGAAAGCCAGCAUCAUCAGCGAGCUGAGCUCCAAGCUGCAGCAGAUGAGCGGGGUGUCGUGGGCCCGGCCCCCCGACGGCGCAGGCCCCUUCGGCGCCGACCGGCCCGGCUCCCUGCAGCGCCAAAGGCUUCCCGAGGACGUGUCGGGCCCCUCCAAGCCGCCCGGCAGCCUGUUCCACAACUGGCCCAAGGUGGGGCCGGGCGCCAAGCCCCCGAAGAGCGUGGAGUUCGACAUCCGCCCGGCGCUGCGCCGCGCCCCCAGCCCCGCCGCCCUGCCCAGCGAGCACAAGAUCAGCCUGGCCCCUCGGCCCUCCUCCCUGCCCAUCCUGCCCUCCGUCCCCCUCUACGGCGGCAUCUACGACCUGCGCGGAUCCCCCCCCUCCGGCCCCUGCCCCUUCCCCGACUUCGUCUCCGGCAGCCGCUCCCUCUCGCCCACCCACUUCCUGCCCCCGGCCACGGACAAGCCCUUCGGCGCCAAGCCCCUGCCCUUCUGGACCAAAUUCGAUGUGGCCGACUGGCUGGAGUACCUGAAGCUGGGCGAGCACCGCGAGCGCUUCCUGGACAACGAGAUCGACGGCUCCCACCUGCCCUCGCUCACCAAGGAGGAUUACAUCGACCUGGGCGUCACCCGGGUCGGGCACCGAAUGAACAUUGACCGCGCCCUCAAGCUCUUCCUGGAGAGGUGAUGAGAGAAUCCCCCGCCCCAGGAGAGGGGAGCCCCUAGCCCCCCCAGGAGAGAGGGGAGCCCACCCCAGCCGCCCCGAGGACACGGAGGCCCAAAUGGAUGACGCCAGGAGCAAGGAGAAGCCGGGUGGCGAUACCCUCCCCCCCCAACCCCAGAGAGUGAGGGGGCCCCCACCAAUACCCCCCCCCUU